This is a messenger RNA of Aricia agestis (brown argus), 2138 nucleotides long. It is a transcript of the gene tgo, whose product is annotated as aryl hydrocarbon receptor nuclear translocator homolog. Lineage: Eukaryota; Metazoa; Arthropoda; Insecta; Lepidoptera; Lycaenidae. Gene Ontology annotation, biological process: regulation of transcription by RNA polymerase II. Gene Ontology annotation, cellular component: cytoplasm; aryl hydrocarbon receptor complex; nucleus. The transcript is spliced from 14 exons. Gene Ontology annotation, molecular function: protein dimerization activity; DNA-binding transcription factor activity, RNA polymerase II-specific; RNA polymerase II cis-regulatory region sequence-specific DNA binding. The record is from RefSeq and is a predicted model, not a curated record. Bases 162 to 2099 code for a protein of 645 amino acids.
GUCAUUAAUGAAAAAUGGCGUUUGUGUUAUGUUGAGAAAUUACAAUAAACAGAAAUUUUGUUUUUGUGUUUUAGUGAUCUUUCUUUUGUGACUUAAAAGUUUAAGCUACACUUUUUCAUACCAACGGUAAAGUAAAAGUGGACUGAUGAGUUUAUUGACUGAUGUCUGCCGUGGCACCCACUAUCCCCGGGGCUGACCCAGCAAAGGACAUACAAAAGCGUCGAGCUGGUAGUAUUGGGUCAGAUGAAGACGACGCAAGUGGUGGGAAAUACACAAGGAUGGAGGAGGAUAAUAUUCAAGAUAAGGAAAGAUUUGCAAGCCGGGAGAACCAUUGUGAGAUCGAGAGGCGUAGAAGAAACAAGAUGACGGCGUAUAUCACGGAACUAUCUGACAUGGUUCCAACAUGCUCCGCACUGGCGCGGAAGCCGGACAAACUCACCAUACUGCGUAUGGCAGUAGCACACAUGAAAGCUUUGAGAGGUACAGGGAAUACCUCUACAGAUGGAACAUACAAGCCAUCCUUUUUGACUGAUCAGGAGUUAAAACAUUUAAUUCUUGAGGCGGCUGAUGGUUUUUUGUUUGUUGUGAGUUGUGACACUGGCCGUAUAAUAUAUGUCAGCGAUAGUAUAGCACCAGUACUAAACUACUCACAGGGAGAGUGGUAUUCUUCGUGUUUUUACGAUCAAGUGCAUCCCGAUGAUGUCGAGAAAGUCAGAGAACAGUUGAGUACACAGGAGCCACAGAACACAGGCAGGAUUUUAGAUCUGAAAACUGGAACUGUUAAAAAGGAAGGUCAUCAAUCGUCCAUGCGUCAGGUAAUGGGUUCGCGGCGCGGGUUCAUCUGCCGCAUGCGAGUGGGCGGAACGGGCGGCGGCGAGGGGGCGGGGCUUGGCCGUCUGCGCGCCCGCAACUCGCUCGGGCCCUCGCACGACGGACACAACUACGCCGUAGUGCAUUGCACCGGUUACAUAAAGAAUUGGCCACCCACAGAUCUGUUUCCAGGUAUGCAGAUGGAUAGACCCGUAGAAGACGAACUGCACGCUUCACAUUGUUGCCUCGUCGCUAUUGGAAGAUUGCAGGUGACGUCGACGCCGAGCGCGGCGGAGGCGGGGCUGUGCGGGGGCGGGGUGGAGUUCGUGUCGCGUCACUUGGCGGAUGGGCGGUUCACGUUCGCGGACCAGCGCGCCGCGCAGGUGGUGGGCCACGCUCCCCCCGACUUGCUCGGCAAGCUCGCCUACGAGUUCUACCACCCGGAGGACCAGCAGCACAUGAGGGACAACUUCGACCAAGUUCUAAAACUGAAGGGACAAAUAAUCUCCCUGAUGUAUCGGUUCCGGACCAAGAGUCGCGAGUGGGUGUGGUUGAGAACGUCGGCCUUCGCCUUCCUCAAUCCUUACAACGACGACGUAGAAUACAUCGUGUGCACUAAUACUUUAGCAAACCGGUCCCUGGGCAGCGCGGGCGGCGAGGCAGUGUCGGACGAGAACUACGACUACCACCUGCGGCAGCGCGACGUGUACCAGGCGCAGCCCGCGCCCAUACACCAGCAGCACCAUCCUGCACCUGCGGGGCGGUCCCCCGGCGAGGCGGUGAGCGCGGCGAGCGCGGCGGGCUACGCGCACUACGCGCACGCCGCCGCCGCCGAGUACUCGCCGCACCGACCCGCGCACACGCCCCCCGCGCCGCCCGCCUCCGCGCCCCACACCACCUGGACCACGCUGCGCCCGAGCGGCGGUGCGAGCGGGGAGAGCUACGCGUACAGCGGCGAGGGCGGUACGGGCGCGGUGGCGGGGGCAGCGGGGGGCAGCCCCGCGCGCUCGCCGCCCGCGCCCGCCUACCUGCCGCCCGCGCACUACCAGCACCCGCCCGCGCAUGCGCACCCCACACACCCCGCACACCCCACACACCCCGCGCACCCGCCGCAUCCGCAGCACGGCAUGUGGGCGUGGCAGAGUGGUGUGGGCGGAGUGGGCGGCGCCGGGGCGGCCGAGGGCCACGCGCCGCACGAGCUGUCUGACAUGCUUCAGAUCCUCGACCAGGGCGGCGCCAGCACCUUCGAGGAUCUCAACAUCAACAUGUUCAACUCCAGCUUCGAGUAGACUGACGUUUCCUGGUGGUCAGGACGAACGGUUACAAAC